Cyprinus carpio (common carp) is the source of this 5581-nucleotide messenger RNA. RefSeq names its product retinoic acid induced 2. Gene Ontology annotation, cellular component: nucleus. The record is from RefSeq and is a predicted model, not a curated record. Gene Ontology annotation, biological process: animal organ development. Lineage: Eukaryota; Metazoa; Chordata; Actinopteri; Cypriniformes; Cyprinidae.
ACAUCCGUCGCGCUUUACGGUGAAACGCGCGACACAGGCCCGCGUCCGCCACCGUAAACCGACACACACAGCGGAUCGUUCGCGUCUCGCAUGAGGCACACGAGCAGCCAAACCCUUCCAGCGGAAACCGACGAGUGUUUCAUGACAGCGAUCGAGAAGAAAGCGAGGAGAAUCCAGGAAUAACGCGCGACUCCGGAGCGACAUUAUAUUCAUUCCGAGGGUUUGUGCUGAAGAAAACUAUGAAGUCCUCUACUUGCAGCACCUGAAAGAGAUUUACAUAAUCAAGACAUGAUGGACGAGCCGUACAAAGAUUCUGUAGCCAUAGACAUGGCAAACCCUCAGGAAGAGGUCUGCAAUGGUGGAUCAGCCACAACUGAUGCAGUUGGGAAACUGGAAGGGGAAACCACUCCAAUUAUUUCACCCGAGACAUGGAAUGUCAGCUCUCCAACCAUCACAAAGCAAUCCCUGUCGCCCCUGCUAACGAUACAAGCCACCCCAGUGGUGACCCCGGCUGCUGAGUCUCCCAACGGUGUUGCCCUGAAGGUUGCUACAACUGUGCUCCAGCCAAUCUGCUUGGGGGAGAGUCCAGUAGUAUUGCCAAUCCUUGCUGGACCAGCUGCCCCUCAAGUCGGACAAUCAGGGGCCACUUCUUACCUGAUGACUAGCCAGGGUCCUGUGUCCCUACCUCUGGUCUUGGAACAACAAGUCCUCCAACAUUUGAAUCAUCAAUUGCUUCAACAAACGGCAACUUGUCCUGCCCUGCCGCUACAGAACAGCAUCCUGUGCCAGAACCCUUCUCUUGCUCUUGGAGCACCUCCAGUCCUGGACCAGAAAGGCACAAGUCCAGUGUUAGAUACUAGUCUACUGACUCUUCUUCAGAACCCUAACUUUGCAGCCAUCCUGCAGGACCUCUUUCCUGGCCAGGGCAACUCUUCUCCUACUUGCCACCCAGCAUCUUCCCCGCAAAUUGACCUUGCCUCUGCGUUCCUCCCUCCUCUGCCUCUCUCGCACCCCUACAGCUCUCCACUAGCCCCUCUGGUGCCUCCAGCCACCUUGCUCGUCCCCUAUCCCGUUGUGAUCCCACUUCCAGUGCCUCUUCCAAUCCCAGUGCCAAUCCCAGUCCCGGUCUCCACUUGCAAGGACUCCAAGGUAGAGGUAGACGUCCCUAAACCGGCUUGUACUUCAAGCAAAAGCACACAGACUUCACCAAGUGACAUCUCCCCUCAUUUGACAUUUACCAGCAAGGAAAUGGCACUAGUCCAACAGUCUCUUCGCUCUUGCUCGUCCCCUGUAGUGACAGACGGAGAAGCGCUAGAUUUAUCCAUAAGGGCACCUCAACCUUUAGUGCAUGUUGAUGUGUCACAAGGGAUCCAGCCAUUUCAGCAAGACAAUGUCCUUGAUUUGUCUAUACCUAGUAAAAGAAAGACAUGCAUCAAGACUUGUAGCACAUAUGGGUCGCUGGCCCCGGAGCGGGAGAGGGUGUGCCACCUGGGGGACAAUGUAAACAGUGGGGCUUUGGCUCUUGGGGUUCUCCGGCCAGUAGACUGCACACCGAAGCUAGACACCAAGCUGCUAAGUGGUUUAGCAUCUCUAGAGUUCAGCAGACAGCACAAGUGGGUGGUAGAUAGCGGUCAUGGUAGGACAGUGGCUGGGGCGGUACAUGACUCUGCACUCACCGGAAGUGGUAACAUCGAGAUCGUCAGCACGUCGCAGACAGCCAAAGUCAUUGUGUCGGUCAAAGAUGCCAUGCCUGCCAUUUUCUGCAGCAAGCUCAAAGGAUUAUCAGGCGUUUCUACAAAAAACUUUUCCAUCAAACGUGAUGCCAGUCAAGGGGGCUUUGCCGCACUUCCCAGGGUCCCAGGGGAUCAGCGAGGAGAAUCCAGUGACCCGCUCAAAAAGAUCUCUAAAAACAGAGGCAUAAAACUGAAGAAAGUAAGCUCCCAGGAGAUUCAUAUACUGCCCAUAAAGAAGCAGCGACUGGCUGCAUUUCUGCCCAGAAAAUAACUCAUGCUCUCUUGCUUUCAGAGUGAGAAGGGAAAACCAAGGACAUGAGUAAUGAAACGGCUACUGAGGUGUAGCUAGGUAAAUAACUACUUUAAAAAAAGCUGGUCUGAGAAAUUUAACCAGGGUAUGAUGGUGAUAUAUGCAUUCAUGGCAGAAAUAAAGCCUAAACCUUGUUCUCCAAGCUGUUCAAAUGAUUUAGACUGAUGCUGGCCGCCUCUGGUCUUACGGUUGGCAUUUGAUCCAUUCAUUAUAAAGGAAUCAGACGAAGUCGACAGGAAAAUGCUCCAAGUAUAAAAGAACCAAUCUGAACUGCCUAAACUGCACUACUACUGAUAUUUUUUAGCAUUAACGCCAGAAUCAAUUCCCUUCCUAUGCAUUUUGAUUUCGGUCACACAUCCUCAUGAAUGAUUCAUCAUGCGUAAUCUGCAUUGUCAUUAAUAUGCAUGAGAUCUGAUUUGAAACCUGGCCAGCUGUCAGUGAGAAACGCAACGUGUAGCACUGACAAAUUCUCCUCUCGCUAAUGUGCUGAAUUCUUGCUCUCCUCUCACUGUUUACAUUUGGAGUGCAAGACGUUUCCCAUUUUUGGUCCUAAUGAACUGUAGAAGGGAACCGUGAACUUUUGCUUCCCUAAUCACUGUAUUAAUCAGUGGGGCAUUGGAGCGGAGCAUCCUCUUUGAAGAACAGGAGGGGUAAGCAGUUAGCAUGGCAGCCUGAUAAUGACUUGGCAAAGCCCAGAUCUCGGUUUCAUUAAGUCUGAUGAUUGGAGGAAAUGGUUGUCAGUAGCAACAAAGCAUAGUUUUCAUCAUCCUCCCUUUGGGGGGCAAAAAGCCUCCCUUCACCCGCCCCAAACCAAAUUAAAACUAAAUAAUCAUUGGGGGUUUGUCCCUAAUGACAACAAAUCUGAGUGAAUUGGCUUAUAAAUGCUGUUUUUAUGGCCGUGGGUUCCACUCGGAGUAAUUUUUUUUAAGGUUAUAGUCAGCCAGCUGUGUGAACACACAAGAAGAGUUUCACUUGCAACAGUGUACAGAUUAUAAUGAUCGUAAUAUACCUUCAGUGUUUUAGAUGGUGAAUUGCCGACAAUGGACGUGAAGAGUUCAAAUUUAAACAACUAUCCCUCAGCAAGCAUUAAGAUCAGUUUUCCUUCUCGGGUGAGCCUGGUUUUCUUUAUACAUGUUACUUGUCAUGUUGUGCAAAAUUCAUCGGUGUAUGUUAUUCCUUGUUUUUUUUAUCUUUGAUGAAAAUGAAGAACUUGGGUGAUGUCAGCAAAGUUGCACAAGCAAUUGGCUAAUAUUAAGGCUAUUUAGUCGAUGUUUUAAGCUACUGUUGCAGUCUUGCAAAUAGGUAAUGCAGAAAAUUUAAUGCCAAGUUUCAUUACAGGAUAAAAGGUUACGGCGAUAAUGAUAGAAUUAGUGGUGUUACCAUUUGAAUAUGUGGAGAUGUUCGAGGGUGAACUUGACCUUCAGUCCCAGUCAAAACACCUCUUCAAAAGUGUGUGCUGGUGAUUUUUACAAUCCAUUGCAAACUCCCCUUUAGGUAUGGCCUCAUUCCCCUGCUUUUCAUGAUCAAAUACAUUUCUGAUGGAUAAAAUUAAGUGCCACUUUUUCUAACUUUAAACCAUUCAUUAAGAGUUUUAAUGUGGAUUAUGAAUGUUGCUUUAUGGCACAAAAUCUGUGUUUUGUUGCUUUCAUGUGGCUGGUGGUUUGAUUGAUAGCAUGAGGGCGUGUAUUGAACCACAGGUUUCCACCCUCUCAUUAACCUACUGAUCAUCCCAGUUUAGUAAUCAACUUAUUAAAACCGUGCUACAGCUGACAGACUCCACAUCACAAACUCAACGCUGAAUCAGUCAAAUUAGCCCCAUAAGCGCAUAUAUAAAACCCAUUUUAUUGAAGAUUUUUCAAAUUGUGAUAUUUUCAUGACUACUAAACAAAUUUCUCUCUCAUUAUUAUGUGUGUCUAGAUGGUUAUAAUAUAUAAAUCCUUUACAAUUUUAAUUUUUACUUUUUUGUGCAUUUUUAAUAGUAAGAAUUUGGAUGGAAAAUGGUGUUUAUGAUAAAAUAUCACAAUGCAAAAAAAUUCUGAUUGGACUGAAUUCUAUUCAUUUUCUUAAAGCAAAAUCUAAUUUCUUUUAGAUCUUUUCAUUUUUGGGUGCAGUAUGACUUGCUGCCACGUUCUUGACCAUUUUUGUGAACUUUACCCAAAAUCUCCUUUUAAACAACAGGAUUAAAGUCAGUAAAUCAAAUUUAAUUCUAUAUAAGGUGUUAUAUUUCAUACUUCAUGCAAGUUCACCCCAACCGUAAGAUCAUCUCCACAGCCAAACCAACAGGAGUCUCAUUUGGUCACACGUGAAGAUUCUGUGUAACAUAAUUUUUUGUUUUUACUAAGUCAGUACCAAAAUGGUGCAGUGGCUCAGAAGAGAAAGAGACUUGUCCUUUAUUCCACGUUCAACAGAAUCAAAAAGAGCUUCUAGACACACCAUCAGUAGUGUCCACAGAAAGAAAGAUGAAAGCAAGGCAGGAUUUAUUUGACAUGUCAGUAUGAAAUGUGCCGUCUCGUGUUUGCGUGUUUGCUUAUUGGAAUUCUUGCGGAAGGAAAACCAGGAAGGCGUCUUUUAUAGUUUACAUUGAGCCAGGAAAGGUUUUCAUGUAGAACUCUAUGAACUUUCUCAAACUAUCAGCUUGACAGAUUUCCUGCAUUUUCAGAGUGCACUCAAGUAUUGGGUUUUAGAGUUCACACCAAAUACAUCUGAUGAACUGCUGUGCAAUUUUUUUUUUUUUUUUAUGUCAGCUCUGAAGUGUGUUUUUAAACUCUAAACCCUUGUCCUUCCUGAGUUUUUGUCUUGUUUUCCAGUACAAAUAUCUAAACUUUCAUAAAUCAAGAUGUAUUCAGUGGAUAAGAUAUAUAUAGUGACCAGUUAAGAAAAAUAAACUUGUUCUCCUUUUAAAUAGGUUUAUUUUUCUUAACCCACUGGUUGAUGUUUUUUUCUUGGUUUAAGCAAAAAGUCACAAACUUUUUCAGAACACAAAUUCAAUGCAUCUUAAUUUAAGAAUGUUAUCAUUUGUCAUAUUUUGCAGUGUAAAUCAUUUUCCAGCAUGUGAUACACUAUAUAUUCUCACUCUUCUCAGAUCUACACGAAAAACAGUCAGCAUGAACACCAGAUGAAGUUUAUGAAUAAACCAUGACCGUUUCUAUGAUGUGAAUUAAUUUGUGUCAGACGACCCUCUAACUCUUUUAUAGGUCCAGAAAUUCUAAGUAUUUAAGUAUGAGUUUGUUUUUUUUAUCAUGAAGAGCUUUUGUAAACAACCGAAUGGGUAAAAGAAUGAAACAGAGCCUGGUGAUGUUUUAAAUUAUUUAUUUAUUAUUUGUAUCGUUGAAAAUGUGUACGUGACGAAUUGCAUUAGCUUUAAAAAGUUCAUGAUUAAAAACGUCUCUGGUAUCAAGAUCGAAGCAUGUGUGUGUGUUUUCAUAACAAGUAUUGAUAUUCAAUUAUUGAUGAAUCUAUAUGGCACAACAUUACGAAUACAUGUGAUUUUUUUUUUUUUUUUUUUUUUUUUCAAAAAGUUCGACAAAGGAACCGAAAA